Messenger RNA from Folsomia candida, 4291 nucleotides. RefSeq names its product ribosome biogenesis protein BMS1 homolog. Gene Ontology annotation, cellular component: 90S preribosome; nucleus. The record is from RefSeq and is a predicted model, not a curated record. The coding region runs from base 113 to 4024 and encodes 1303 amino acids. Gene Ontology annotation, molecular function: GTP binding; U3 snoRNA binding; GTPase activity. The transcript has 7 exons. NCBI's taxonomy places the organism in Eukaryota, Metazoa, Arthropoda, Collembola, Entomobryomorpha, Isotomidae. Gene Ontology annotation, biological process: endonucleolytic cleavage of tricistronic rRNA transcript (SSU-rRNA, 5.8S rRNA, LSU-rRNA); maturation of SSU-rRNA from tricistronic rRNA transcript (SSU-rRNA, 5.8S rRNA, LSU-rRNA); ribosome biogenesis.
AUGCUGUACAUACAGAAACAGAACAAAGUUGCACGUGCACCUCCCGGCUGUAAAGUUCGGCUGUAAUUGUUAAUUACUACAACAUUCAAAGUUUUGAAAAUUACGUUUCGGGAUGGGCGCAGACGGGGAAGAAGGAUUCAGCGGGCAUAAACCACAUCGCAAACCGCAAAAGGGGAGAAAAUCAGAGAAAAAGGGGGGCAAGGACAGGAAGGAUGAGAGCUUAGACCCCAAACGUCGGAACCCCAAAGCUUUCGCAAUCAACUCGGUGGUGCGUGCGGAGCGAAAAUUUCGUCGUGCUCAGGAUCAUGAGACAAAAAAGGAGCGCGUGCCCCUCGUGGAUAGGUCCCCUGUGCAAGCCCCACCCUUCGUCGUGGCCGUCGUGGGGCCGCCCAAGGUGGGAAAGACCACCCUCCUCACCAACCUCAUUCGAAACUACACUCGUCAAAAUCUGACCGAGGUCAAAGGACCCGUGACGAUCGUGACCGGGAAGAAGAGGAGGCUGACCUUCAUAGAAUGCAACAAUGACAUUCAUUCCAUGAUCGACGUGGCUAAGGUCGCCGACCUUACACUUCUUUUGGUCGACGCCUCAUUUGGAUUCGAAAUGGAAGUAUUUGAGUUUCUCAAUAUUUGUCAGGUCCAUGGGUUUCCUCAAAUCAUGGGAGUCCUCACCCACCUUGACCAAUUUCGUAACAAGAAAAAGUUGAAAAAGACAAAAAAGACGUUGAAGCACCGCUUUUGGACGGAGGUGUACCCGGGUGCCAAGUUGUUCUAUCUCUCGGGUUACUUCCCGAUAACGAAUACGUACCCCAAGAACGAAGUUCAUAAUUUAGCCAGAUUUAUCUCCGUCAUGAAGUUUCGACCCACAGUGUGGAGACUGGAGCAUUCGUACAUUGUGGCGGAUCGGAUGGAAGACCUCACGUCGGGCGAAGUUGUGAGACAAGAUGCCAAGGCGGAUCGAAGGAUAAGUUUGUAUGGCUGGGUUCACGGCACGUUUCUCAAGGAAACCGUCUCUGUCCACAUUCCCGGCCUUGGCGACUUCACACCGGAUGCAAUCACUGCUCUCCCUGACCCUUGUCCUCUCCCCAUGAAAGAGAGAGUGCUUCGGAGGUCACUCAACGAGAAGGAGAAGGUCAUCUACGCCCCAUUCUCGGGGGUGGGUGGGAUUGUCUACGACCAGGACGCUGUCUACAUUGAUCUCGGUGGGAGUCACAGUCAUAAAAGGCAUGUCAGAGAUGAAGAGUGUGGUGUAGGUGCUAGUGGUGGUGGAAAUAGUUUUGUUGAAGAACUUCGUGACUUAAAAACCACACUGGACGAAAAAAUGGGAUCAGCGGGACUCAAGUUUUUUAGUGAGUCGGAAGCCAUUACGGGAGCCCAACUAGAAAUCGAAGGAGCGGAUGAAGAGGUAGGUGACGACCACGAAGAGGAUAUGAAACAGCAAACAAGUGAAAACGAAGAUGAAGAAGACGGUGAUAAACAGAAAAAGUUUACGCCUGUUGUAGCCACGGAUGGAAGAAUUCGUAGGAAAGUUGUGUUUGAGGAUGAUGAUGAUGACGACGUGACAAACGUUAUUUCCAAAGAGAUUGCAAGUCUCAAGAGAACGCAAGAGCAGAAUGCAAAGGACAAUAAGACACAACGACAACCUUUUGGAGACUGGGGUGAUAAUAAUGAGAAUGACGAUGAAAAGGAUGACGACGAUGAUGAUGAUGAAAUGGCAGAGGAAUCUGAGUCAGACGAUGAAGACGUCAAAGUAUUUGUGACUAGCGAAAAUAAAAAAUCAGCUGCACAAAAACAACAACAACCGAUGAGAAAACAAGAGUUUGCUGCAGACGAGAGCAUUUCUUCCCUCGUGUCCAAAAUCAAGUCCAAGCUAAACGAUGGUAGUAAUAAAAGUUCCGCCUCUAAAGAAAACGGAAUCGCCGAGAAGGCGAAAAACAAAGUGACUGGCGGGAUGGCCACUGAGCUCCAGGUAGAGUUUGACGACGACGAAGAUGACGAUUCUGAAAACGAUGGAGCGAGUGACGACGCUCUUAGUUUACCUUCCGAUGAUGACGAAGAUGACGAAGAGGAGGAGAUGAGCAUGGACGAAGAUGAAGAGGAGGAGCUGUCCGUGCCGAGCAGAAAGGGUGCACGAGUAGCUGGGUCGGUGGGUAAGUCUUUGUCGAAAGAAAAAGCUCAGCGGUACAGCUUGGCAGAAGAAGCCUUCUACUCCCGCUUCCAAAACCGCUCAAUCCAAAAAAUGAUUUACGACGAUGCGGACGACUAUCUCAACGUGUCCUCCCGAGCAGACUUUGACCAGGCCAACUGCAUACUCCGAGUUGACGUGGACAAUAACGCAUAUUCACAGAAUAGGGAUGAGAACGACGAGGAAGGAGAGGGAAGCGAUCCCAUGAAGGAUCUCUUCAUUGGGGGUGACUAUGCGGAAACGGCACAAAACCUGUUGGACCAUGACGGAGAAGCGAGCGACGAAGAGGAUGUGUUUGGUGACUUUGAAGAGCUGGACGACAAGCUCACUAAAUCGGUGGGUGGUGAGAAGAAAAACGAGGAAACUCAUGCUAAGCAGAAGGGUGGGCCGGAAAAUGAAGAGAAUGCGGCCAAGACGAGGGAGGAGAUGAAGAAGAAGUUGAAGGAGAAAUUUGACAUGGACUAUGACGACGGGGGUGAGAAGGAUGACAAGGCCUUUUAUCGAGAUUGGAAGGCACAGGUGGAGGAGCAAACCAAGAUAAACCGAACGUUUUUUGGAGACGUGGAAGAUGUCAAACUGCUCCAGGACUUGCAGGGACUUCCUCCUGGAACCUACGUUCGCAUAGAACUAUCCAAGGUUCCGUCCGAAUUUGUGACCAAUUUUGAACCACAAAGGUGUUGUCCGCUCAUCGUGGGUUCCUUGGACUCUCCCAACCAAGAAGCAUUGGCCGUGGUGCAGGCACGCGUCAAGAAGCACCGCUGGCACCCAAAGAUUCUCAAGACAAGGGAUCCCAUAAUCAUGUCCAUCGGUUGGAGACGAUUCCAAACGAUCGCCUUGUACUCUGUGCAGGAUCACAACAUGAGGAAUAGGCUCAUCAAGUAUACGCCAGACCAUCUCCACUGCAUCGCCAACUUUUACGGUCCUAUGACUCCACAAGGGACGGGAAUCCUGGGUCUGGCGCCAUCCUCCUUCUCUGGCUUUCGCAUCACCCUCACGGGGACGAUCCUGGACAUGGAUAAGAGUUCCGAGCUGGUCAAGAAGCUGAAGUUGGUGGGAACUCCGUCAAAAAUCUUCAAGAAGUCAGCCUUCAUCGAGGGCAUGUUCUCCUCUCAGUUGGAGGUUGCAAAAUUUGUAGGUGCCAAGAUCAAAACCGUGUCUGGGAUUCGGGGAGUGAUCAAAAAAGAGCUAAGAACUCCGUUGGGCUCAUUCAGAGCUACGUUUGAGGACAAAAUUGUUGAAAGUGAUAUUGUAUUUUGUCGGACUUGGGCUCGUGUAGAAGUGUCGAAAUUUUUCCUAAAUCUCCCAACGCUGAUCAUAUCCCAGCCUCGCGUGAUGAAAACGGUUGGGGAGUUGAAGAGGGAGAAGCAGUUGCAGAUAGAGCCAAAUCCGGAUCACCUCUACACUCCCGUCCAGCGCCAAGAGAAGCACUUUAGAGCACUCAAGGUCCCCAAAAGCCUACAAAACAAGUUGCCGUACAAGGAGAAGCCGAAGCUGGGGGCCAAGCUAAUUGAGCAAAAGAGAAUUGCUGUGAUUAAGGACCCACAAGAGAGAGAGAUGUCCAAGUUUAUCAAAACGCUGAAAACGCGGAUGAGCGAGAAAGAGGGAAAGGAGAAGGCAGAGAAGGCCAAACGGGCGGCGGAGAGGGAGAAGGUGGUCAAAAAGUUAGAGGAGCGUCACAGUCGGAGGGAGAAGGAGUUGCGCAAAAAAGUGUUUCGAACUCUAGGGCAGAUGAGCAAGAAGGAGGAACAGAAUGCGAGCAGUCGUGGAGGGGGUGCUUCUCGUGGGAGAGGAGGCAGAGGGGGUCGUGGCGGAAGGAGGCCACACAAACAUCAAAGAAACUAGAUUAUUAUUAGAUAAUAUAUUAGUUAAUUAAUUGCUACAAUUUUUGUCUCCUGAAUAUUUUUUAUUUAUUUGAACACAAACACAUGGAUAAAAUAUACAAAAAUAAGUAUAAAAUUAAUUGCUGCAAAUUAUAAUACCGGUAGCCGACUACGUUACAUAUAUAAAUAUGUAUUUAUUUUAUUAUAGAUUUUAUAAAUGAAUGAAUCUUGUUCAAAAUAAAUGUGCAACCCUGUCCGCUGGCAUGGGCACUUAUCUUGUCGCAAAAAA